This is a messenger RNA of Rhineura floridana, 3555 nucleotides long. RefSeq names its product src kinase associated phosphoprotein 2 (gene SKAP2). The coding region runs from base 300 to 1355 and encodes 351 amino acids. NCBI's taxonomy places the organism in Eukaryota, Metazoa, Chordata, Lepidosauria, Squamata, Rhineuridae. The record is from RefSeq and is a predicted model, not a curated record. The transcript has 13 exons. Gene Ontology annotation, molecular function: protein binding. Gene Ontology annotation, cellular component: plasma membrane; cytoplasm.
UGCCAGGCCUCAGUAGGGUUAAACUGGGGAGGGGUUGGCAGCACCUGUAACCAUAGAGAUAGGAAGCUAUUACGGUAACAAAGUACGGAUUUGUAUGCUGAAAGAGCAUGCGUAGCACGACCUAAUGGGCGGAACAAUUCGGAGAGACUGUAGGUCUGGUCGUGUAGCCCCGCCCCUCGCCUUGCUGUCUGUGGUUUCCUUGAUUGACUUCCCGGAGCCGAGCAAAGGGGCGGGGCUGCAUAUUUUCCUCCUUCCCGGCUGAGCAAGUGCUUUUCGCACGACCACCUGGUUGCUUCAUCAUGCACGGCUUCCCCGCCAUCCCUGAGGAGAUCAGCAACCUCCUUGCAGAUGUCGACACAUUUAUAUCAGACACCCUAAAAGGAGAAAAUUUGUCCAAAAGAGCAAAGGAAAAGAGGGAUGCUUUGAUUAAGAAGAUAAAAGACAUCAAGUCCAACUACCCUCAGGAGUUUCCUGAAAGAGGAGAGCUAGAAGAUGGAGAAGAGCAUGAAGGCCCUUGCCCUGUGCCUCCGGACAAUCUCUCUCUAGCAUCUGACCGCUAUGAUAAAGAGGAUGAAGGCCCCUCUGAUGGGAAUCAAUUUCUUCCAGUUGCAGCACAAGACCUUCAGUGUGUUUUGAAAUCUGGGUACCUGGAAAAACGCAGAAAAGACCACAGCUUUCUUGGCUUUGAGUGGCAAAAACGAUGGUGUGUUCUGAGUCGAGCAGUCUUCUAUUAUUAUGGAAGUGACAAAGACAAACAACAGAAAGGUGAAUUUGCUAUAGAUGGCUACACCGUCAGAAUGAAUAAUACCCUUCGGAAGGAUGGAAAGAAAGAUUGCUGUUUUGAAAUCGCUGCUCCUGAUAAACGCAUUUAUCAGUUUACAGCUGCUACUCCCAAAGAAGCUGAGGAAUGGGUACAGAAACUCAGACAUGUACUACAAGACAUGGGAUCUGAAUAUAUUCCUGAGGAGGAGGAAGAGGAAGAAUAUGACAACAUUGAUGAAAGUGAUAUGCCUUCUCCACAAGCAAGCACAGAAGCAAUGGAUGAUAUUUAUGAAGAACUUCCAGAAGAAGAAGCAACAACAGCCAACGUGCCAGUGAAGAUUGAAGAAUCAAGGAAACAGAGCCAGGAGAAUGUUAGCAAUUCUUCAGGCAAUAAAAAAACCGACUAUGUUAAUUUCUAUCAAGGUUUGUGGGACUGUACUGGAGAUGUUCCUGAUGAGCUGACAUUCAAACACGGCGACGUUAUCUACAUUCUCAGCAAGGAGUACAGUAGAUUUGGCUGGUGGGUAGGAGAAAUGAAAGGAACCAUUGGCUUGGUGCCUAAAGCCUACAUAAUAGAGAUGUAUGAGAUUUGAGAGGCCCCGGUGGAUUCCACAAAUUAGAUGAAGAUUAGCACAUGCCAACGCAAAUAUGCAAGUGUCUAGGCUUUAGUAAGAGCAUGAAACCUAAUGUUUUGCACAAAUAUCUUGAUUAUAGUGCUGUAUUUUGAUAUUUAAUGUUUAUUGUGCACUGGGGAUAGUAUAGACAGUUGGCAUCUAAAUUAAACUAAACUUUUUAAAAAAACAUUUCUCUCUGCUUAUCAUAGGACUUGAAUUAUUUUGCAUUUAGGUUAUUUUAAGAAAUUAAGUUCAAGCAUUUAUUAUACUUUAAACAAGCAUAACUCACAGGAAAUGUAUCCUGAGCAGGUCCAGCUGCAAUCUACAAGAGAUUCUAGACCAUCUCGCAUUUGUUUCAACAUGAGUGUCACAGAAGACAUUCCGAAGGAGUUAAGCUACUUGGCACAUAUUAUAAACAGCAAUGGAUCUUUCGUAUGACUGUUCCCUAGUCUCUCUUUUCUAACAGUACAUUUUACUUUAUUGUGUUUUAAAAUUCUUAAUUAUAUUCACAUUAUUUAAAAAUUUAUAAGUUGAUGACACUGCAGUAGCAGAUCACAUAUUAUAUAAUAUAAUAGAUUUACUGGUUAGGGAUGCUAUAUGUUGCACUUUCUAGGAUACAUUUCUACAUAUUCUUGAGCCAAAAUAAGUGCUUUUGUAAGGUUUUUUCAAAACCUGAAUAUUGUGAAUGUUCCUUUUUCUUGUUUGGAGAUUGCUGCCAUUGUUUCCUCUUCCUGGUUUUGUUGCUUUCACACAAUUUUGUUGCUGCUGUUACUACACUGUCUUCCUAGGUCAAUUGCAUAGGUGAUGCUCAGAAGAUCAGGCAUUACAUAACAGAGGGAUUUGAUGACAUUAUAUCAUUGAGAGUUAUAAAGCCAAUUCAGUUUUGAGAAAGCAACCCCAGUGAAAUCACUGUGUGUUACCACUGCUGAACAUGUUUAUGGAAGGUUCCUCUUCAGGGAUUGCUAAAAAAAACAGCAAAGGUGUUCUUACUGAAACCAAUGGGAUGUAAGUUAGUAACUACUAACUUUUCACAUUGAUUGAAGUUGAGCUAAAUGUUACUAACUUAGUAUGCAGGCCUAUAUCCACUUACUUCUGGGGCUUACUUCUAAGUAGACAUUGCUGUCAGUCCAGAUCCAACCUUUUGUAUGCGAGGGUUUUUUCCCCCAUGGGAAAAGUGAGAUUUUACCGAGUGAUGAGCUUUUUACUAGAUUGGAUGCUCAUCACAGUUAAAUUGUCUAUUUCAUUUUCAACUUUAAAUAAUAAAAAAGAAAUAAACAUGAGUUUUAUCCAUUGAUAGACUUUAAUGAGAAAUCUGUGGGCAGAUAAUUUCUUUAGAAAGACUAAAGCCUCCACAAGUUUAUGGAUCUGACUUAAAUCCAUGAGAAGCAAUGCUACUUAACAAACCAAGAAUUACAUUAUUGCUACCUAGCACUGGUGUUCAUUUAAAUAUGAUGAUCUCAAGAGGAAAAAACAGACUUCUGUAUUACCCAGGUUUGCCAGUAGAUGGCAGCAGACUUUCACAGCAUAUUGGGCUUCUGGGAAAACCAUCCCCCACCAAUGCUUGUCACACUCAGAUGAACCUUUUACAACUUAAAAUAUUUGGAGGACUCCCUUCCCCUUUUCAUGUAAAUCCAGGAGAGGGAGUCCUUAGCCAGCUGAUGAAUGACAGAUCUUCAAACAAUUUUUUUUCCAAUUGAAAGGAGGAUAUAGAUAGCAGCGGUUUUAUUACGUUCAUAACUUUUUUCUCAUGUAGUACAAAGUGAUAUGUUUAGCAAACACACAUGCACAUUAAAAAUGAAGAUAUUUCAAAGGCACUGUGUUCCCACCUUUUAAAUAGACAUGCCUUGGAAUAAACCAGCAAAAUAAAAGGGUUGAAAUGUUUGCUUUGAAAUCUUGACAAAUACCAUAACCUUUUUUGGGAUGAGAUAAUUCCCCAUUAAUGUGACUCAAAUAGAACAGAAUGCUGCAAUACAUGCUAAUUGCUUUGUUCUCUUUGUUUACUUAUAUUUCCUUUGCGUUCCUUCGAAUACUAGGAGCUGUUCUGUAAGUCAUAUUUUAUGCAACAUUUUGCUUGAUUAUUUGCUCUGUACUGGAUUUGUACUAUACUGCCAUUAGAUCUUACAAUAAUGUUCCACACUGCAAAUUUUUAAGGUUCAAAUAAAGUUUAAUUGUUUGCAAA